GCUUCAGGUCCUCUACUCUACUUCUUGACAUUCGUCGCCGAGCUCAUGUGGACCGAGCACAGAAAUCCCGAAGGACGAACCUAUUGGUUCAAUACCAGUACUCGCGAGAGUGUUUGGGAGAAACCUGACGAUCUCAAGACACCAUUUGAGCGCGCGUUAGGUGAGACGAAGUGGAAAGAGUAUUUCUCGGGCGGUCGCAAGUAUUACUACAACACCGAGUCGAAGGAGUCGAAAUGGGACAUGCCAGACGAGCUCUUGCUUCUUCUGGAGAAAGUAGAGAAAGAAUCUAGCCCAGCGCCUGCGCCCACUGCCACUCCUAGCGCCCCUCUUGCAAUCACCUCAGGCCAAGCGACCCCAGCGGUCAUCGAUAACUCCAAGGCUUUAGUGUUGCCUGGCCAGGUGAACGGCACCGAUGCACUAGCCAAUCAGGCACCCUCCGGAGCCUUACCCGCUCGCCCAAAUCUCCCCGAAGAUCCUGUUAUCCCCCAUAACGGGUUUGCUACCUUUGAGGAAGGAGAGAAAGCGUUCAUCCACCUGUUGAGGAAAGCUGGCGUUAGCGCAGACUGGAGCUGGGAUCAAACAAUGAGAACUAUCAUCACUGAUCCGUUGUAUAAAGCACUAAACUCUCUUGCUGAGAAAAAGGCAACUUGGCAAAAGUACACAGAGGGACUUAAGCAGAAAGAACAAGAAGAGCGUGAUUCACGCUUGUCUAAGCUGCGCCCUGCGAUAAGGAAUAUGCUAAGAGGCAAUCCCAACGUAUUCCAUUAUAGCACGUUUGCGACCGCAGAUAAGCUCUUUUCGCAGCACCCCAUAUGGCAGCAAGCCAAGAUCGAGACCGAACGCAAGCUUAUUUUUGAAGAGUACGUCGAUGAGCUGAAACAACGUGAAGUGCAAGAAAGUCGGGCGGCCCGAUCUCGCAGCGUUGCCAAAGUGGUACAGCUGUUCAAGACGUUGGAAGUGGAUGUUCUCACUCGUUGGAGGAAAGCUCAUGAUCUUUUGGUAAACUCUGAUGAGUGGCUGACUGAUCUUGAGCUCCAAAAGCUCCCUACUCUCGACAUCCUCCUCGCGUUCGAGGAUUACAGUCGAGUGAAGGAACGGGAGUUUGACGAAGAGAUGCGGCGCACACAGCUGGACAAAACUAGAAGAGAAAGAAAAGCAAGGGAGGGGUUCAAGGCUUUAUUGCAGGAAUUAAUUGAGUCCGGGAAGAUCAAGGCUCGUACCAAAUGGAAGCAAGUCUAUCCUUCAUUUGCUUCUGAUGAACGCUACCUGAACCUGCUCGGCAAACCCGGUUCGAAUCCUCUCGAACUUUUCUGGGACGUCGUCGACGGACUUGACCAGAGACUAGACGAGAAAAUUGCGACGGCAGAGAAGGCCAUUCAAGCGUACAACGACGAGAGGGCUGGCAAGGAUGGCGUUGAAAUAUUUAAGCUCGCCGCUUCGACUGAACUGUCUGCGUUCCAAGCCAUAGUCACUCACGACGCGGAAAUUGCCAAAGAUAUCAGCAGCACUGACAUUGAGGAGGUUUUCACCACUCUUCACGAUCAGGCGGUCAAGAAACAGAGUGACGAGCGCCGGCGUCAAGAACGGAAGCAGCGACAUCUCCAGGAUGACCUGCGCUACGCUCUCAGGAAGCUCCCCGAACCUCUCAACCUCGACGCAACUUAUGAAGAGGCUGUACCAUUGAUCGAGCACCUACCCGAGUACAAGGCUCUUGAAGACGAAGAAGGACGGCGUGCGGCAUUUGCUAAAUAUGUCAAGAGGCAGAAGGAACGUAUCCGUGAGGCUGCAUCUGAGGACGGUGGUUCGACCACCAGCAGGAAACGCAAAGAGCCAACUCGCGACGACCGGGACCGGGACAGAGACUACCGCGAUCGCACUCGAGAGUACGACCGUGAUGGACGAGGCUCGCGACGCCACCGUGGUGACGACUACGACGGCUACUCUCGCGACUCUCGUGACCGCGACCACAAGGACAGUCGCAGCGGGAAGGAUCGUGAAUACCGCUCGCGCCAUGCGAGAGACGACCGCGACGACUAUCACAGGUCGCGCCGUAGCCCCCGCUCGGAUCAUGGACGCGGAAGUCGACAUGACGAUGCACCUCCUUACGACGAUGAGCGCGACCGCAGUCGUGACCGGCAGGAGAAAAGGCACGAGUCGCCAAGACCUAGUAAGCGUGAAGCUUCUCGCCACGAGGAGCCUGCCAGGUCUGAGAAGCGUCCGAGAUAUGACCCCGAUGUGGAAGACCGCAAGGAAAAGGGCAGGGAAGAGACGCCGGAGGAAGGGGAAAUUUAGUGGCGUUGGUCUCCUUCAGUCCGGUUCACGACUAUGCUCUAAGCAAAUCAGUGUCAGUAGCUCGUAUGUUGGUGGUCAAAUAUCAUGCUUUAAUUGUGCUCCGU
Molecule: messenger RNA, 2396 nt
Organism: Coniophora puteana RWD-64-598 SS2
Lineage: Eukaryota; Fungi; Basidiomycota; Agaricomycetes; Boletales; Coniophoraceae
Exons: 13
Coding region: 46-2292 (748 amino acids)
Biological process (GO): mRNA cis splicing, via spliceosome
Cellular component (GO): U1 snRNP; U2-type prespliceosome
Molecular function (GO): protein binding; RNA binding
Source: RefSeq, a predicted model, not a curated record